This is a messenger RNA of Verticillium dahliae VdLs.17, 2562 nucleotides long. Its product is annotated as coatomer subunit beta. Gene Ontology annotation, molecular function: protein binding; structural molecule activity. Gene Ontology annotation, biological process: intracellular protein transport; endoplasmic reticulum to Golgi vesicle-mediated transport; retrograde vesicle-mediated transport, Golgi to endoplasmic reticulum. Lineage: Eukaryota; Fungi; Ascomycota; Sordariomycetes; Glomerellales; Plectosphaerellaceae. Gene Ontology annotation, cellular component: COPI vesicle coat. The record is from RefSeq and is a predicted model, not a curated record. The transcript is spliced from 6 exons. The coding region runs from base 1 to 2562 and encodes 853 amino acids.
AUGAGGAUUGACGUCAAGAGGCAAUUGUUCGCCCGCAGCGAGCGGGUCAAAGGCAUCGAUUUCCACCCUCAAGAGCCAUGGAUCCUGACGACCCUCUACUCUGGCCAUGUCUACAUCUGGUCGUACGAGACGCAACAGAUUGUCAAGACCUUUGAGCUCACCGAUGUCCCCGUCCGCGCCGGUCGCUUCAUCGCGAGGAAGAACUGGAUUGUCUGCGGCUCCGAUGAUUUCCAAUUGCGCGUCUACAACUACAACACGUCCGAGAAGAUCACCUCCUUCGAAGCCCACCCCGACUACAUCCGCGCCAUUGCUGUUCACCCGACGCAGCCCUUCGUGCUCACCGCAUCCGAUGACAUGACCAUCAAGCUCUGGGACUGGGAGAAGGGAUGGAAGUGCGUCCGCGUAUUCGAGGGCCACGGCCACUACGUCAUGGGUCUCGCCAUCAACCCCAAGGAUACCAACACGUUCGCCUCGGCCUGUCUCGACCGCACUGUCAAGAUCUGGAGCCUGGGCUCAUCCACCGCCAACUUCACCCUCGAGGCGCACGAAACCAAGGGUGUCAACUAUGUCGACUACUAUCCCCAUUCCGACAAGCCAUACCUCCUCACCACCUCGGAUGACCGCACCGUCAAGGUGUGGGACUACACCACCAAGUCGCUGAUUGCCACGCUCGAGGGCCACACAAACAACGUCUCCUGGGCGUGCUACCACCCCGAGCUUCCCGUCAUCAUCUCCGGUUCCGAGGACGGCACCGUGCGGUUAUGGCACGCCAACACGUACCGAUUUGAGCAGGUGCUCAACUACGGCCUCGAGCGCGCCUGGUGUGUUUCCUACCAGAAGGGCAAGCAGGGCGUGGCGGUGGGUUUUGACGACGGUCUCGUCGUCGUGAAGCUCGGUCGCGAGGAGCCGGCCGUGUCGAUGGACGCCUCUGGCAAGCUCAUCUGGGCCAGGCACAACGAGGUUGUGUCUUCCAUCAUCAAGGGCGGCGACGCCUCCGUCAAGGAUAACACGCCCAUCAGCUUGCCCACCAAGGAUCUCGGCAGCUGCGAGGUCUACCCGCAAACCCUCCUCCACUCGCCGAACGGUCGAUUCGUUGCCGUGUGCGGUGACGGCGAAUACAUCAUCUACACUGCGCUGGCGUGGAGGAAUAAGGCUUUCGGCUCUGCGCUCGACUUUGUCUGGGGCGCCAAGGAGAACAGCAACGACUUUGCCAUUCGGGAAUCGGCCACGAGCGUCAAGGUGUACAAGAACUUCACGGAGAAGACGGGUGGUCUCGACGUCGGUUUCCAGGCCGAGGGCCUCAGCGGCGGUGUCCUGCUCGGUGUCAAGGGCCAGGGCGGUGUGUCCUUCUUUGACUGGGCCAGCGGCGGUCUCGUCAGGCGAAUUGAGGUCGAGCCGAGACAGGUCUACUGGUCCGACAGCGGCGAGCUGGUCACCUUGGCCUGCGAGGAUUCGUUCUAUGUCCUGCGCUUCUCGCGUGAAGCAUACAAUGAGGCGCUGCAGAAUGGCGAGGCUGACGAGGAUGGUGUCGAGGCCGCAUUCGAGGUCAUCACUGACAUCAACGAGAGUGUUCGCACUGGAGAAUGGGUUGGCGACUGCUUCAUCUACACCAACAGCACAAACCGCCUGAACUACCUCGUCGGCGACCAGACAUACACAGUGUCUCACUUCGACCAGCCCAUGUACAUCCUCGGCUACAUCCAGCGCGACUCCCGCAUCUACCUCGCCGACAAAGAUGUCGGUGUCACCUCGUUCGCUCUUUCGCUCCCUGUACUUGAGUACCAGACACUUGUGCUGCGCGGCGACAUGGACACGGCUGAGGAGCUCCUUUCCAGCGUACCCCAGGACCAGCUUAACAAGAUUGCGCGAUUCCUCGAGGGCCAGGGUCACAAGGAGCUUGCGCUGGAGGUGGCGACGGACUCGGAGCACAAGUUUGAGCUGGCGCUCGGACUCAACCAGCUGGACAUUGCGCUCGAGCUCGCCAGAGAGGCGGACGUCGAGCACAAGUGGAAGACGGUGGGUGACGCUGCCCUCACUGCGUGGGACGUCGCCCUUGCCCAGGAGUGCUUCACGCACGCCAAGGACCUUGGCUCGCUGCUGCUGCUCUACUCUUCGACGGCGGAUCGCGAGGGCCUCACGAAGCUGGCGGAACAGGCCGAGGCGGCGGGCGCGCACAACGUUGCCUUUAGCGCGCAAUGGCUGGCCGGCAACGUCGAGGGCUGCGUUGAGACACUUGUCCGGACAGGCAGGAUAUCAGAGGCCGUGCUCUUCUCGCAGACGUACAAGCCCAGUCUGACAACGGGCGUCGUGGCGCAGUGGAAGGAGAGCCUCGACAAGAGCAAGAAGGGCCGCGUGUCGAAGCUGCUCGGCGUGCCUACGGAGGAUGAGGAGCUCUUCCCCGAGUGGGAUGAGUGGCUACGACUGGAGCGUGAGGGUGGUGCGGAGACGGCAGCCCCCGUGGCCAAGACGAACGGCAACGGCGCCGAGUCGGGUGCGGACGCGGCGUCGGAGGACGAUGACGAGGCCGCCGAGGAGGAGGCCGAUGCUUCGGCCAGCGAGUAG